Antechinus flavipes (yellow-footed antechinus) is the source of this 3859-nucleotide messenger RNA. RefSeq names its product minichromosome maintenance 8 homologous recombination repair factor (gene MCM8). The transcript is spliced from 19 exons. Bases 206 to 2701 code for a protein of 831 amino acids. The record is from RefSeq and is a predicted model, not a curated record. Gene Ontology annotation, cellular component: nucleus; MCM complex. Gene Ontology annotation, molecular function: ATP binding; single-stranded DNA binding; ATP hydrolysis activity. Lineage: Eukaryota; Metazoa; Chordata; Mammalia; Dasyuromorphia; Dasyuridae. Gene Ontology annotation, biological process: double-strand break repair via homologous recombination.
AGAACCCCGGGCCAGAGAAGGCGGCUUGGAGACUGGGAUUCUCUGUUGUCUUCUGUCAUUCUCGUGGUUCAAGUUACCGGGCUUAGACUACGCCUCUCCCUCCCUGAGGAGUCACGCCAAGCAGUGCCGGAGAGGCCUGGUUUGAGUUUUCUAACGUCCUCCUGCCGUCCCUGAGCAGUCCCUUUGAGAUUCGGCGGGGAGGGGUAUGAGUGCCAAUUUUAGAGGCAGAGGAUUUGGGCGAGGAUUUCAAAACUGGAGAAGAGGAAGAGGUGGUUGGGGCUUUGGUAAAGGAAGAGGAAAAGAACAAAGACAUGAUGAGAAGAAAACAACAGAGAAACAUGUUUCUGUACAAAGCCCGGAACCUUGGCUGCAACAAUCAACUCUAGACCAGUUCAUACCAUAUAAAGGCUGGAAAUUUUAUUUCUCUGAAGUUUACAGCGAUAGUUCUCCUUUUGUUCAGAAGAUUCAAGCAUUUGAAGAUUUUUUCACAAAGCACAUUGAGUUAUAUGAUAAGGAUGAAAUAGAAAGAAAAGGAAGUAUUUUGGUGGAUUAUAAAGAACUGAUACAAGAUGAUAAAUUGACUAACUUGAUACCAAACAUAGCAACUGAAUUAAGAGAUAUGCCUGAAAAAACAUUGGCCUGUAUGGGUCUAGCAAUUCAUCAGAUAUUAACAAAAGAUCUUGAAAGACAUGCAGCUGAAUUACAGGCCCAAGAGGGAUUAUCAAGUGAAGGAGAAACAAUUGUAAAUGUGCCACAUAUCAUUGCAAGGGUAUACAACUAUGACUCCCUAACUCAAUUGAAAAAUGUCCGAGCCAAUUGCUAUGGAAAAUAUAUUGCUUUACGAGGAACAGUUGUUCGAGUCAGUAAUAUAAAACCUCUUUGUACCAAGAUGGCUUUUUUGUGUGCUACUUGUGGAGAAAUACAAAGUUUUUCUUUUCCAGAUGGAAAAUAUAGUCUUCCCACAAAGUGUCCUGUGCCUGUAUGCCAUGGGAAAACAUUCACUGCCAUCCGAAGCUGUCCUCUCACAGUUACUGUAGAUUGGCAGACUAUUAAAAUUCAAGAGUUGAUGUCAGAUGACCAGAGAGAAGCAGGUCGGAUUCCUCGAACAAUAGAAUGUGAACUUGUUCAGGACCUUGUAGAUAGCUGUGUUCCAGGAGACAUAGUCACCAUUACAGGAAUUGUUAAAGUGUCAAAUACCGAAGAAGGUUCUCGAAAUAAGAAUGACAAGUGCAUGUUCCUUUUAUACAUUGAAGCAAAUUCUGUCAGCAAUAGCAAAGGACAAAAAACAAAAAUUUCUGAAAAUGGAGUAAAUUAUGGAACAUCUAUGGAGUUUUCACUGAAAGAUCUUUAUGCUGUCCAAGAAAUUCAAUCUGAAGAAAACCUUUUUAAGCUUAUUGUCAACUCACUUUGCCCUGUAAUUUUUGGUCAUGAACUUGUUAAAGCUGGUUUGGCAUUAGCACUCUUUGGAGGAUGUCAAAAAUAUGUGGAUGACAAAAACAGAAUUCCAAUUCGAGGAGACCCACAUGUCUUAGUGGUUGGAGAUCCAGGAUUGGGAAAGAGUCAAAUGCUACAGGCAGUGUGUAAUGUUGCUCCACGUGGUGUUUAUGUUUGUGGAAAUACAACUACUUCAUCUGGUCUGACUGUAACACUUUCAAAAGAUAGUACAUCUGGAGACUUUGCCUUAGAAGCUGGUGCCCUGGUACUUGGUGAUCAAGGUAUUUGUGGAAUAGAUGAAUUUGAUAAGAUGGGUAAUCAGCAUCAAGCCCUGCUAGAAGCUAUGGAACAGCAAAGUAUUAGUCUUGCUAAAGCUGGCAUUGUCUGCAACCUUCCAGCAAGAACUUCAAUUAUUGCUGCUGCAAACCCAGUUGGGGGACACUAUAAUAAAGCUAAAACUGUUUCUGAAAAUUUAAAAAUUGGGAGUGCUCUGUUAUCCAGAUUUGAUUUGGUAUUUAUCCUACUGGAUACUCCAAAUGAGGAUCAUGACCAUUUACUUUCUGAACAUGUAAUGGCAAUAAGAGCUGGAAAGAAGAAAACAGUUUCAAGUGCCACAGUGUCUCGUAUGAGCACUCAGGAUUCAAACACUUCUUUGCUUGAAGUUGUCUCUGAUAAACCUUUAUCAGAAAGACUAAAAGUUUCUCCUGGAGAAAACUUAGAUCCAAUUCCACACUAUUUAUUGAGAAAGUAUGUUGGAUAUUCUCGGCAAUAUGUUCAUCCAAAGUUAUCUCCAGAAGCUGCUCAAAUUCUUCAAAAUUUUUAUCUUGAACUUCGGAAACAGACUCAGAGAUUAAAUGGCACACCAAUUACCACAAGGCAGUUGGAGUCAUUAAUUCGUCUGACAGAGGCUCGGACAAGGUUAGAAUUAAGGGAAAAAGCAACCAAAGAAGAUGCAGAGGACAUAGUUGAAAUUAUGAAGUACAGUAUGCUAGGAACUUACUCAGAUGAGUUUGGGAAUCUGGAUUUUGAACGUUCUCAACAUGGUUCUGGAAUGAGCAACAGAUCAGCAGCAAAAAGGUUUAUUUCUGCUCUCAACACCAUUGCAGAAAGAACCUAUAAUAAUUUAUUUCAAUAUCAACAACUUCGACAGAUUUCUAAAGAGCUAAACAUUCAGGUUGCUGAUUUUGAAAAUUUUAUCAGUUCAUUAAAUGACCAAGGUUACCUCUUGAAAAAAGGUCCAAAAAUCUACCAGCUCCAAACUAUGUAAAGUGAGUUUCCCCAAAUAACUUACCAUCAACAGUUAAUUUAAAAAAAAAAAUUUUUGUUUGAAAUGUAAGAGAAAGUAUAUCUGAAUUUACUAUCAAUUUAAUGUUAGUCAUAUAGUUUUCUUAAAAUAAUUUUUUGUAGUUAGAAAUACCACAUGAAAAGAGAAUCAAAUGUAGUAGAUAAGGUGAAUUAAAUAAUUUGUUUUUUUUUUUUUUCAAUGAUAGGCAGCCUCCUUAUUCAUUUCUCCCCAAAGGUCCACAGUUGUUUACAUUUUUCUUCCUAGUAGUCAAAAAAAACCUGAAAUAUAUCUCAAUCACUUUUUUAUACUUAAAUUUUUCACAUUUAAAAAAAAUCAGUUUUGAAGGAGGCACAAGGUAUAUUUAAAAUUUUGAAUUAAAUUGUUCCAACAAAAAAGUUACAUAGUAUUUAUUGUAGCUUAUUUUUGCUUAAAUUUUAUAUUACUUAGAAAUUAAUAUUUGAUAUUUUUUCAUCUUGACAUUUGAUCUUGACUAUAUUUAAUAUUCUUCAAAAGGGGGUUUUCAUAUGUGAAAUUCUCAGCUUAAAAUUUAAAAUGAAAUUAAAAUGAGCCUAUUUUUUGUACUUAUUGUAAGUGAUGUAAAUGAUAUUAAAACUUAAUUUUAUAAAAACUUUUAAAAUUUAUGUGUAUUCCUUUUGCUAUUUAACUAAGCAAAUGACAAUUCAGUGUAAAAGGAUGUUACUGCUUGGUGGUUUUUUUUUUUUUCCUUUAAUUUCAUAAAUAAGAUAGACUUAAAGAUAAUUAGCUCAAUUUCCUGGCAUGUUAUGGUUCCAGAGAGUAGUUAGAAAUUUGGAGAUACCACACUUUUUAAUGAAUGAAUGGCUUUAAAAUUGUUUAAUUUUACUGUGCUAAGAGGGUUAUUUUUGUUCUCAUCACUGAUUCUAAAAUAAUCUGCUCCUUAUUUUCUAAAACCUUUUUUUAAAUUUAAAAAUAUGUGAAAUUUAGAGGAGGCAUUGUGGUAUUGCUCCUCCCAGCUCUCCCCACAUCAAGGUACAUGUAUUCUUCAAGCUAUAUUUCAUGACCUUUUUCCUUUAACUUUGGCAUCUGCUUAACUUUAUCCAAGAUAAAAGCAGCAGUUUAACUGAUUGCCUCAUCUCUACAUGCCUCCAGCAGUAUCCUAGA